GCCACAUGUUUUUAGCCUCGACCUAGCCUUCAAAGGCCAACUCGUGCAGCCGGGCCCGCGGACCGUUGUAGAUCGCCUAUUAUUUGUCCUUGAAUGCACAUCAUUUUCGUUAUCGCUUAACCAGCUUUGGCAAGCUUCCAAACCUCAACUGCAACAUUCCCACGCAAAAACACCAUGGCGACGUCUCAGCGAGCUGUUUCGACUGUCAGUAGACGCCUGAUAGCAACAUGUGCAACAGCAUGCCGCCUCCAAUUCCCGGCUUCGCAGCUGCGGCGAUCCUACUUCUCCAUUCAUCACCCUGAUCGUCCUCCGUUCCCUGAGACCCAAGAUAAAAUCCUUGCCGCUGCGAUCGCCCGCGUGCCGGAAUAUGGAUUCACGGAAGAAUCACUGGUGUUGGGUGCUAUAGAUGUGGGCUAUCUCGAUGUGACUGUCCAGCUAUUCCCGCGCGGCGUUUCCGACCUAAUCCAUUACCAUCUUGUCACGCAAAGACUCGCAUUGAAGCACAAUGUACAAUUCCCAGAGGGUAUUCACUUAGGGUUGGGAGCCAAGAUCAGAACUUUGGUAAUGGCACGGUUAAGAGCAAACGCGGAUAUAAUUCAUCAAUGGCAAGGAGCACUUGGACAUAUGUCCCUCCUUGGAAACAUACCAGCCUCCCUACAAGAACUUAACGCUCUGUCCGAUGAAAUAUGGUAUCUCGCGGGUGACACCGCGGUCGACUUUUCCUGGUACACCAAACGGGCAUCAUUAUCCGCAGUCUAUGCCAGCUCAGAAAUGUUCAUGACCACAGAUAAAACGCAGGAUUUUGCAGCUACUGAAGAGUUCCUGAAUCGUAGACUGGAAGAUGCACAAAACGUGGGAAGCACCGCAGGUGGCUUCUCGCAGUAUGUCGGAUUCUGGGCUGGCAAUACUAUCAACGCCGCGAGAUCUUGGGGAAUGAAGGUGUGACCUACUGUCAAUACUCACUACCGCGAAGGUAACGGGACUGAUAUGGUCGACGGAGAUCUCAUACUUCCUACGGUCAAAGAUUCCUGGGUCUUUGAAGAGGAGACACACUCAUUCCAGCCUUCCCUAUAUCACAACUGGGCCGGAGUCCCGUACUCAGGAUGACUACGGCUGUUGCUCAUCGCCGUGAAUAACAGUUCGAAUAUGGCCCAAUUGAGCGAUCCAUCCUAUCAAUCUACACUUUUACAUGGAAGGGAAGUACUGCGGCACCUCUUUCCAAAUGACCACAUCAUGAGAUGAGAAUGACUGUGCCGUCAAACAGUCCACCGCUUCGCCAAAGCUCUGAGCGCAGCCGAUAUGUUGUCCACAGCCAAAAACUGAUUUUCAGAGACCUGUCAACCUCGAUCAACCAGUCAAUUGGUGUCUUUUGCAUCGCUUCAGGCACUUUGUUGCAAGCUCUCGGGCAGCACGGCCUUGACUAUGCGGCCAAGUCGAUGGCGUCGCAAGCAUUGAGGCAUUCUGGCAUGGGGCCGGUUGCCUCUAGCGUCACCAUAGGCUGAUACAAAAUCCUGGGGUUUGAGAGCAUGGGCUCAAAAAAUCUCGGAGUGGGCGUAUUGGGUCGUUGAGGUGUAUGUGUCCAGAGUCCUUGUCGGCCCGAAAGCCUCUCAAGCAGACAUUCACUACUUGUGAGCCUUUAUACCGCAACCUCUUUGGGGCUUGUAUACUAUGGAAGGGUAGAACGGGUGCCAAAAAAAUUUGCUGAUAAAGUCGUGAAGUACUCCAGCCUCAACAUGCGUGCGGUGAAGCAUUUCGCGUCUUGUGCAAGGCUCGAUUAAGGCAGCUUCGUCCCGACUCGAAGUAUGCUAGAAAUCUUACAUAGAAAUGGACAAGACCUGGUAUCGUGGU
This is a messenger RNA of Exophiala xenobiotica, 1848 nucleotides long. Its product is annotated as rpsU-divergently transcribed protein. Gene Ontology annotation, molecular function: lipid binding. Gene Ontology annotation, biological process: ubiquinone biosynthetic process. The transcript has 2 exons. Gene Ontology annotation, cellular component: mitochondrial inner membrane. The record is from RefSeq and is a predicted model, not a curated record. Lineage: Eukaryota; Fungi; Ascomycota; Eurotiomycetes; Chaetothyriales; Herpotrichiellaceae. Bases 175 to 945 code for a protein of 256 amino acids.